AAACAAUUCAAGUACGUAGACUCAUAGAAGUUUAAUUACAAACACCCGAGGUGGGCCAAUCAACGUCAACACGUAGAGUCCAGAUUCGGUAUAGCCAACAUCUUUCAUAUCUCACUGCGUUAACCUCCAUUCUAUGCGCUUAUCAUUGCUGUGUUGUCUGAGAUACAUAUACAGCUACUGGGUAGAUAUUAGGUAGGUAGCUUCGGGGAAUGACACCGGGCUACUCCGUAGGAAGCGGGGGAAUAUUCCGAACCAACAGACCCAUCUGCAACCCGAACCGGUCAAUCUGAGAUGGCCGUCUACAACUCGCCAAUCUCUUACUCAGUACUCACAGUAGUACUACCAGACAUCAUGUCUUCCGGUAAGCCAAUUUCGAUCUCCAUCCAGCCCCUCAACUACGCCGACAUCCCCGCCUGCGCCCGCAUUACCUCAUCGGCUUUCUCCGUCGACCCCCACACUAUCGUAAAGCAAUUAGGCCGGAAGCCUUUCGAUAUGUACGACAUCUCCCGUUCCGGCUUCUUAGACACUCUCUACAGGAAAACGUACAUCUACGUCAAAGCCGUGGAUGACGAAACGGGCGAAAUCGUUGGGCACGCCGGGUGGGCAUUUAGGGGCUUGGAUCCGGCGCUAGUCCCGUGGAAUGGACCCGGAGACACGAAGCCGGCGGGGGAAGAGCGAGAGCAACGACAAACGAGGAAUGACGAAACGGAAAAAAGGGACGAGGAUGAGGACGCGGAGGGAAAGGAGAAAAACUCUAUCGAUCGUCUCCACGCCCUUGAAGACGCUGACAUGCAAUUCUGGCUAUCUGAUCUGGUCCCCUCGGACACGCCUUGCAUCUUCGUUAUUGGCCUUACCGUGUCACCUUCGCACCAAUCCCGAGGUGUGGGUACUGCCCUGCUACGAUACGGGAAUGCUAUCGCCGACGACCUAGGCCUCUCCACAUGGGUACACUCGUCGCAUCAGGCGUACGAAGCGUAUAAGAAAUUUGGAUUCGAGACCACGAGAGAGUUAGAUAUAGACUUGGACGAGUAUGCACCGAGGGGACCGACAGAGGGAGAAGAAGUAAUGGGAAAGAAAGGGAGCGGGAAGUGGGGGAGGUAUGUUAUUAGGUAGUAUAUGAGGAGGAUACCAAAGAAAUCGGAUGAUUUAAAAAGUACAUAAGGUAGGUAACCUAGGUAAAUCCACGAAGUAUUAAACCUCAUUUUAAAUCAGACCGUGGUGCGUCUAAUUCAUACCCCACCAAUGAAAUACCUCGACGUGAAACUCCACUUUCCCAUUAUAGCACAUUAAUAUUUAGGAGAUACGAAUGAGUAGAAAG
Daldinia loculata is the source of this 1318-nucleotide messenger RNA. Its product is annotated as acyl-CoA N-acyltransferase. The record is from RefSeq and is a predicted model, not a curated record. Lineage: Eukaryota; Fungi; Ascomycota; Sordariomycetes; Xylariales; Hypoxylaceae. Gene Ontology annotation, molecular function: acyltransferase activity, transferring groups other than amino-acyl groups. Bases 292 to 1113 code for a protein of 273 amino acids. The transcript has a single exon.